Molecule: messenger RNA, 1557 nt
Organism: Olea europaea var. sylvestris
Lineage: Eukaryota; Viridiplantae; Streptophyta; Magnoliopsida; Lamiales; Oleaceae
Product: 4-hydroxy-tetrahydrodipicolinate synthase, chloroplastic
Exons: 3
Coding region: 316-1392 (358 amino acids)
Molecular function (GO): 4-hydroxy-tetrahydrodipicolinate synthase activity
Source: RefSeq, a predicted model, not a curated record
AUGCCCUACUCGGGUGUUGAAACGGACAAUCCCGCCGUCAUAAUCCCCUUCCACCUGCCGCCGCCGUAAUCAGACGUCAUGCUCAGCGCCGCCGCCGCCGUCGCUCAGUUCACCCCUGCUCUCUUCCACCUCCCUCACAUUAUCGCCACCACUACUACAAUAAUUACAAUCACAAGCAUUAUCAUUUCCAUUGCAACUAUUAAUACCAUCUGAGUUUUCUGAAUUCACUUUUCUCAUCGAAAUUUAAUUAUAAGCUAAACAGAACCAACUUCUAUAUACUAAACUAUCUUUGGUCUACAUCUACUUAAUCUCGAUAUGUCGGCGGUGUAUCACCAAUUUUCUGCCUUCAGAAGCUUAAAGCUUCUUGAUAACAACAAAAGGAGAAAUGCAAAAUGGAGGUCACCAAGAGCAGCCAUAAUUCCAAAUUUUCAUCUCCCAAUGCGCAGUUAUGAAGUUAAAAAUCGGACAAAUACGGAAGACAUAAAGUCACUUAGACUUGUUACAGCCAUUAAAACUCCAUAUCUACCGGAUGGUAGAUUUGAUCUAGAAGCUUAUGAUGCCUUGGUGAAUAUGCAGAUUGAACAUGGUGCAGAGGGCGUGAUUGUUGGUGGCACCACUGGUGAAGGGCAGUUGAUGAGCUGGGACGAACAUAUAAUGCUCAUUGGUCACACUGUCAACUGUUUUGGUGCUUCCAUCAAGGUUAUUGGAAACACGGGAAGCAAUUCGACUCAAGAAGCAAUACAUGCCACUGAGCAAGGCUUCGCUGUUGGGAUGCAUGCAGCUCUUCAUAUUAAUCCUUACUAUGGGAAGACCUCAUUGGAGGGCAUGAUUUCUCACUUCGAGAGUGUACUUCCCAUGGGCCCCACAAUCAUCUACAAUGUGCCAUCACGAACUGGCCAAGAUAUUCCCCCGCUCGUGAUUCAAUCUGUGGCACGAAGUCCCAACUUGGCCGGUGUCAAGGAAUGUGUUGGGAAUGAUAGAAUAGAGCAGUAUACGAGUGAUGGAAUUAUCGUGUGGAGUGGAAAUGACGAUCAGUGCCAUGAUUCGAGAUGGGACUACGGAGCUACUGGCGUAAUAUCAGUUACUAGCAACUUGGUUCCUGGUCUUAUCAGAGAACUAAUGUUUUGCGGGAAAAAUCCAUUGUUAAAUUCAAGACUCCUGCCUCUAAUCGAGUGGCUUUUUCAUGAGCCUAAUCCUAUUGGCUUAAAUACAGCUCUUGCUCAGCUUGGUGUUGUGAGGCCUGUUUUCCGCUUACCAUAUGUACCUCUUCCUUUGGCAAAGAGAGUGGAGUUCGUGAAUAUAGUGAAGAAACUCGGGCGGGGGAAUUUUGUUGGAGAGAAAGAUGUUCAAGUUCUAGAUGACGAUGACUUCAUUUUGAUUGGUCGAUAUUAGCUGAUAUUCUGUGUAAGAGAACUAGGUUAAUAAAUUUGGUGUUCUUGUUGAAUUCCUUUUGAAACAUUAAAAUGACUGUUUUUCAUGUGUUGGCCUUUUUGUGAUUGGAGUAGAGCCCCAUGUCUUUGUUUGUAUUGCUAAAGAAGAAGUAUUUCACCAAUUUCA